Puccinia graminis f. sp. tritici CRL 75-36-700-3 is the source of this 451-nucleotide messenger RNA. RefSeq lists its product as uncharacterized. The coding region runs from base 1 to 339 and encodes 112 amino acids. NCBI's taxonomy places the organism in Eukaryota, Fungi, Basidiomycota, Pucciniomycetes, Pucciniales, Pucciniaceae. The record is from RefSeq and is a predicted model, not a curated record. The transcript is spliced from 5 exons.
AUGAAUUUCUUGGCUUCAGAAUCACUUUCUGAGAGUGAAAUUGCACUCUUGGAGGCCAGUUUUUCUAUGUGUUAUGGCAGGUCAUGGGUGAGGGAAGCACUUGGGGCAGUCAACAUUGACACCAAGAAAAAGCGACAGCGCAUCGCACUUGGGGCAGUCAACAUUGACACCAAGAAAAAGCGACAGCGCAUCGAAUUGGUUGAAGUGUUAAUAUGUUUGGUGCGAUUCAUGCGGUAUAAGUCUUUGAUUCACUGCAGGACCGAGUUGUGGAUGCCGAUCGCAGGUGGUGAUGACCUCUGUCAAAGCUCUGACGAGACGAGGGAAAACGCGGGGGGAUAGACUAUUCCAACGAAGCGGAUUGUGGAUGUAUGCCCACCUGGAUCCAAUGCUCGCCCUGGCUGGAACAACUACAUAUUGUUCUGGCGCAUGUGGAUCUAGACAUCAGCUGCCA